Molecule: messenger RNA, 2977 nt
Organism: Carassius carassius (crucian carp)
Lineage: Eukaryota; Metazoa; Chordata; Actinopteri; Cypriniformes; Cyprinidae
Product: sestrin-3-like
Exons: 10
Coding region: 78-1478 (466 amino acids)
Biological process (GO): positive regulation of macroautophagy; cellular response to leucine starvation; regulation of response to reactive oxygen species
Cellular component (GO): nucleus
Molecular function (GO): L-leucine binding; oxidoreductase activity, acting on peroxide as acceptor
Source: RefSeq, a predicted model, not a curated record
CAGCGGGCAUGCCCAGACCAGUACACCGUCCCUGAGACCGGGAUUCAGAUCUAUUCGCCUGGUUUAAGCUUGCCAGAAUGAACGGAACCACAGACAUAUGCCACCACUGCCGGAACACGAUCAGAGAAAAGGAAAAGGGAGUGAAGAUGUCAAGACACAUAUCAGCUGGACCAAGCUCAUUUAUUCCAGAAAAUGAGAUCAUAGAAGCCAUGCCUCUGAAUGACUUCUUAGACGAAGAGUUGAGCGGUCGUAUGUACAACCUGACGCAGGUGAUGGGGCUGCACCCGCAUUAUCUUCAAGCCUUCCUGCACUGUCACUAUUAUCUCUUGAGGAUGGACGGCCCACUACCACACCACUACAGGCAUUAUAUCGCUAUAAUGGCUGCAGCGCGGCAUCAGUGUUCCACGCUGGUCUGUCAGCAUGUGCAAGAGUUUGAGCAGUUUAACGUGUGUUCUGAUUGGUUGAGAGGUCUGGAGUUCUGCCCACAACGACUUCGCAACCUCAAUGAGAUUAACAAGAUCCUCGCGCAUAGACCUUGGCUUAUCACCAAGCAACACAUACAGGCUCUGGUGAAGACGGGAGAACACAGCUGGUCUCUGGCAGAGCUGGUUCAUGCUGUCGUACUGUUGGCACAUUUCCAUGCCUUGGCUAGUUUUGUGUUUGGUAGCGGUGUCAACCCUGACCCUGAGGUCAACGGGGUCACGGAUGACCUUUGCCCUCCAGCCAUGGAAGGUUUAUGCACCUGCCACCUUACAAACAGCAACCAAGCCAACAGAAACCCCGUGCGUAACCCUGACACUGGGAGUGAGCUGGAAAAUCUGAUGGAGAGAAUGAAGCGAUUGUUGGAGGAGAGAGAAGAUGAUGAUGCGUCAGAGGAAGAGAUGUUCACUCGCUUUGAAAAAGAAAAGAAAGAGAGUCUUCUAGUGGUGUCUGCAGGGUUUGAUGACGAAGUGGGGCCUCCUUCUCCCGUGGCUCGGUUUGUAGACGACCCGUCAUUUGGAUACCAAGACUUUGCGCGACACGGAGAAGACAACCCACCCACUUUUAAAGCACAAGACUACACAUGGGAGGAUCAUGGUUUCUCUCUGGUGAACCGGUUGUACUCUGACAUCGGUCACCUGCUGGAUGAUAAGUUCAGAACGGCAUGUGAUCUUACCUAUUACAACAUGGCCAGUCACGAGGGGGUGGACACCAGCAUGCUGCGCAGGGCUCUCUUCAACUACGUCCACUGUAUGUAUGGAAUAAGAUAUGAUGAUUAUGACUAUGGUGAGGUGAAUCAGUUGUUGGAGCGCAAUCUGAAGGUUUACAUCAAAACAGUGACGUGUUAUCCAGAGAGAACCACGCGCCGCAUGUACGAGAGCUACUGGCACCAGUUCAGACACUCCGAGAAGGUUCAUGUGAAUUUGCUUCUAAUGGAAGCUCGAAUGCAGGCAGAGCUGCUCUAUGCCUUGAGAGCCAUCACUCAUUAUAUGACCUGACCAAUCAGACUUUAGUUGAAUUGACCAAUCAGACCUCACCCACAAUAUAUAUGGACAUCAUUAUUAUACCUAAAUUCAACAAUUUCUUUUUAUUUUUUAUUGUGCGAAAUGUUAUUAGCAAAUACUUUGCAUAUUGAAUUCUUAUAAUUGUGUCCAAAAUUGUGUGUGCUUCUUCUUAGACUGUUCUGACUGAUAACUAAAUGAAGUACACUGAAUACAGAGUACAACUCUAAAUAUCAAAAUGGGAUUGAAUGGCAUGUUCAAAUAAAUCAAGAAUUGUGGGUGGGCAGUCAUGACUGAUCGAUCCGACGACAUCAUGACUUGACAAAUCACGUUAACGUGCAAUAUUAUCUCACUUAUACUGUAAGCUGAAAUACUGGAGGACUGAGUUCUCAUUUUGUUGAAACAGGAAGUUGUCUUUGUUUCUGAGAAGAGCUGUAUUUUGGAACAGACUACUGUUUUCGUAUUUGUGAUAUCAGUAGCAGAAUGUGAGACUUCUGUAUGGAGAGAAAAGUAUUUUCUAAAUCCCUGUGCCUUUUGUCUUUCUUGUACAUUGUUUAUUUCAUAUUGAAUGUAUCAGGGUUUUUUUUUUAAAUAUCAAUUUGGUUUGGUUUAGUCAUUUACCUGGAAGCUUUGUAGCAUUAUAACUGCACUAUCAGUCCUUUACUAUUUCCUUUGAGCCUCAGUGUUACACUUUAGAUAGCAACAUACAUUUUUUAUAUUUAUGUUGCUGCAAUAGCUCUACUAAUCACAUCUCAUAACUUUAUUUCAGUGUGAGUGCGUGUGAGAGCUUUAACAUGAAGCUGAAUGUCUGUCUGCACAGGACAAAGUAUUUGCACAUCUGUAGCGCAUCGCUUUCAUUGGUGUGCCUCUGUGAAAUAAACCCAUGCACAGGAGCAUGAGAGAGUUCAUGUGUGUGAGUGAUUGCCUGUAGGGAGCGUCUGGAAAUUAACUACUUUUGACACUAUUGAUGUGAUCAUUACUGUCCAUCAAACCAUUUCUCAAAGAUUUAUUCAUAUCGCUUUAAGAAUCAUUGCUUCAUAUUUGCACAACUCUAAUCAAGAUGCAGCAUCAGUGUCCUUUAAAAAGAGAUUAAGAUUGUUUCUGAAAUGAAUGGUAUAGUGAAAAGAUGAGAAGAAGAGACAAAGUUUUGCCCGGUCCAGUCUCACAGACAGUGCCUUAUUCAGGUUUAGAAAUGCAGGUUAGAUUUCAUUUAGCCGUAUGUAUACCAGAGAUUGUUUCAUAUGUAUCAAUGGAGAAAGUAAAUCUGUCUUCAUAGUGCCUUUUAAACUUAGUUGCAAGUGUUUUCAAAGUUUAUGCAGCAGAUUCAAUGGCAAACCUUUUUUUUAACACUAGGCAUAUGUGUCUUUUGCAUUUCCUACUUGUGUUUAUUCCGAUCAAGGUGAUGCUAUGAAGCUUUCAUGUUCUCCACGCAUUAUAAUUGUAUACAUUUCCAAAAUCCCCUUCACAGACCUGUACGUUUCAAUAAAGUUUCUAAA